Messenger RNA from Aphanomyces invadans, 1204 nucleotides. RefSeq lists its product as hypothetical. The transcript is spliced from 2 exons. Bases 1 to 822 code for a protein of 273 amino acids. Gene Ontology annotation, molecular function: nucleic acid binding. The record is from RefSeq and is a predicted model, not a curated record. Lineage: Eukaryota; Oomycota; Saprolegniomycetes; Saprolegniales; Verrucalvaceae.
AUGAAAUUGAUUCAGAAGCUGCUGGACAAGCACGGCAUCGAGCGUGUGGUGCAGACGGUGGUGGACGCAAGGAGGAAUCCACCCCGGCCGAUCCGCGUCGUCGGCCUCGACAUCAACACGAAUAGCACUGGUUUUGUCGUAUUGAACGAACGAGGUGGUGUCGAGACGAGUGGACAUAUAUGUACAAAGCAUCUUCAAAGCGAUGGUCAGAUUCUCGACAUUGGCGUUGCAAUCGCUUCUCAAAUCACAGAGCUGCGCAACGAGGUAACGUCGACGACUUCCGUUGCGUGGGAAGUUGGCAUCGAGGACUUUCUCCGGACGUUCUCACCGGGUCAGUUUAAGACGAAGGGACUGUUCCAGCUCGCACAACUAAAUGGACUCGUAUCGUACUGCGCACUCACGACAUUUGGCGUGGCGCCGGCUCAUGUCCAUCCCACCGCGGCACGACACUUUUUCUCACUCAAGGUGCCUGCGGGAGUCGCCAAGAAGAAGGACGAGAUCAAGCGGGUCGCGCUGGCCCAUGCGAUCGCAACCGAACCUGCGCUUCACCUGCCACACAUGCCAGUAUCUGCUCAAUACGAUGUCGCCGAUGCGUACGUUGUUGCGUCGUACUCAUACUGGCGCCGCGUGAUCGAGAACUCGAUUGCAGCAACUCCAACCGAGUUGAGAGUGGCGCUAUGGCGUGACAUGGAGAACCAGUUGACGAAACAGAUCGCGUCGAACACUGCGAAAAUGAAAAAAUUUUCCAAGCCAGAGUACUUGGAAGCAGUUUUUCGCCAAGAAAUCGACGUGUGGGUGAAAACCCACCGACUGAUCCUUUAACCGCUUGCCCGUUAACUGCAGAAUACACCAUCCGUGCGCUCUUGUCGACGUUCGACGCGGGGAUCGACGGUAUGUCAGAGGCCUUCGGCGCAUUACUCGUUCGAGCUACCACUGGGACCUUUGCGUCCAAGCAAAGUGGAGUCGCCGACGAGACUGUCCAAAGCACGGGAAAAGGGCCUCUCUCCGAAUGGAAGACGCUCUGCAUGCCCCUCCAGCUGCACAGAGGGAUGGAUUGCAAGUGUUUGGGACCUACACGCGUAGAGCACGGUGUCGAAGCAACGCGAGCUGCGACACCACAUCCACGACGAAGUUCACGUCCUCCUAUUGUACUUUGCGUGGACAAAGCAAGCCUACGACGGCCUUCGACCGUCGUCCCUGCCGA